AUGGAGGUUGCCUCCGCGGGGGUGACGAACGGGCUCGCCGCGCCAAACCAGGUGGCUUUGGCGGAUCCUGCGAUCAUUGUACGAUACUUGACGGAUGUUCUUCAGGUAACUCUGGGGGCUUCGAGAACGGAUCUAGAAAGCGCUGGGAGCUUGCUGUGCAAAGCCAAAUACUCGGAGACCGUGCAGAGAUGUACGCGUUUCGCGUCCGAGUCGCAGGUGGCUCUCUAUGUGCAGAAGGAUCUUGUAGCAGCGGAGGAGACGAACGGCACGGAUGAGGGAUCACCGGCGCCAGCACAAUACGUGUAUAGUCUGUCAUCCGAACUCUCGUUUUCAUCUACCACCGUCGCAUCUGUGGCCUUUAUCAAGCGCCCUGUUGCGAUCGACCCCAACGUCCCCAUACCUUCUCAGAUCCAAGUCCUUAAUCUUCCCGGUAUCGCCUCUCUCAGCAAUGCAGAGUCGCAACAAAGCGCGACUAUCUCCCCGUAUGAGGUUUUGCACUCUCUUCUCCACAAUGCCCUCGGUCCAUACUUUGAGGCGUAUACUCGGAAUCACGACCUGGCAAACGGCGCCAAAACGAGGACGGAUACAGAGGCGAAAACCGGUGUUCCAGGAACAAAGAAGCGGUUCGCAGAGCUGGAGCUCAGUCUCCUGCACCUGCAACAGAAUGUGGAGAUUCCGACUCUCAAUCUUCCACUGCACGAGAUCGUCCAGGCUGCUCUGGACGAAGCGGAAGCACGGGGUGUAAAGCCUUCGGUCGACCUGGUCCCACCAGCUGCGCUGGAGAGCAGCACGGUUCUAAACAGCAUCCAAAACACCGUGAAUGGGUGGAUCAAGUCUAUUCAGGCGAUCACGAAGAUGUCCCGCGACGCUGACAGUGGCUCAGCAGCACAGGAGAUCAACUUCUGGCUAUCUAUGGAAACUGCUCUGGAGGGUAUCGAGAACCAGUUGCGCGGAGAUGGCGUCCAGUUGACUAUGGAUAUUCUGCGACACGCGAAGCGAUAUCAAGCGACACUUAGUUUCGUUGCGGAUACCGGACUCCGGGAGGCUACUGACAUGGUUCAGAAGUACAACCAGCUCAUGCGAGACUUCCCGCUCGAUGAGCUUCUGUCUGCGACCUCUUUGCAGAAGGUACAAGAGUCUUUGGGCUUGAUCUUCAAUCACCUGAACAAAAAGCUGAAGAUAUGCCCGUACCCCAUCAAACGAGCUCUUGCUCUCGUCGAGGCUAUCUCUGGCGACCUGGACUCCCAGAUUCAUCAGUUACUUCAUGGCCGGACGAUAAUGCAUCUGGACUAUCGUGAAUUCCGUUCGUUGAUGAAGACUGCCGGUGCUAUCUGGCGUACUUGGGAUGAGAACUCGAAGGAAUUUACCAACGUCGCCCGUGAUGCGACCAGGCGUAGGAAUGAGAAGUUUAUCCCUAUCAAGAUCACCCCAAGGCACCUCAAAACCCAGGAGCGAUUGAAGUAUAUAAACACCUUCAGGGUCAACCAUGAACAGUUGCAGCGAACGAUCGUGAACGUCCUCGGGCCCAAAUCAUCAUCAGAUGGGGUCGCUAGUGGCCCCGGCUCGGACGGUGCUGUGAUUGUUGAAGAAAUUGGAGAUGUCGACGCUGUUGAAGAAGUGUCUCAAGCCUAUGCUGCAUUGAAGGAUGUUGACGUACUUGAUGUGUCCGACCUGGGCACUCAGAUCUGGAUUCAAGCCGAGAUUUCUUACAAUGAGCGUACCUCCCGUGUGGAGAACUCCAUCAUUGCUCGACUCAGAGACCGUCUUGCCACAGCUAAGAACGCUAAUGAGAUGUUCCGCGUUUUCUCGAAGUUCAACGCCCUCCUAGUCCGGCCGAAGAUCCGCGGUGCCAUUGGUGAAUACCAGACCCAGCUCAUCGACAAUGUCAAGCAUGACAUAUUGAUGCUGCACGAACGGUUCAAACAGCAGUAUGGCCAUUCGGAAGCCCAUGCGAUGGCCCAGUUGCGCGAUCUGCCCCCCGUGUCGGGAGCAAUUGUCUGGGCGCGUCAAAUCGAGAGGCAGCUCAACGGCUACAUGCGGAAAGUGGAAGACGUUCUCGGAGAAGACUGGCAUCUGCAUUCUGAAGGCCAGAAACUCCAAGCUGAGAGUAAUAUGUUUCGGAAGAAGCUUGACACGAGACCCGUGUUCGAGUCAUGGUUGCACGACGUACAAAGGCGACACAUUACGAUAUCAGGUCGGCUUUUCAACAUUAAUCGCAACCGUGCCGCCGGAAACUCUUUGGAGCUGAAUGUCAAUUUCGACGCCCAGAUAAUUGCUCUAUUCAAGGAAGUAAGGAACCUGAUCUGGCUGAAUUUCCAGGUCCCGCAUGCAGUCAGCAACAUAUCCAAAGAGGCCAAACGCGUGUACCCUUACGCCAUCAGCUUGAUGGAGAGCGUGCGGACUCUAUUGCAGACGUAUCGUGCCAUCUCCUCGAUGACUGAAGUGGCUAUUUUGCUCAGCGGAUACCAGAACGAUGCACAAGCCAUGAUCACCAAAGGUAUACCACUCAGAUGGGAGUCCUUCGUUCACUCAUAUGAGUUACAUGUCAAGCAGUCAACCUUGGCCAAUGGCGCUAUUGAUCCCUCUGUGCCAGCGCGCGGCGAGAGCAAGCAUGUCCAGUUCGUCCGAGAAUUUGCCGUUUCUGCCUCCGUGCUGCAGUCGAAGACCGCGACAUUAACCUCCAUCAAUGAAAACAUCCAGAAGGCCAUUCUUGAGAUCAAGACGUGUCCCUAUGAUGCCACAGCUUUCAAGCAGCGUCUGGAUGUUAUCCAGGUGGCUGUUGACAAGCUCAACCUGGAAAACUACGUAAAUCUGGGGUACUGGGUUACGGAUUUAAAUAACAAGAUUCAGUCGAUCCUUCGCGAGCGGCUUCGUCGAGCCAUCCGUGAGUGGAUCUCGUCCUUCCAGGAAGCGAAAGAAGAGCGGCCUAGCAAGAAGAUCUCGUUCCAGGUUCAACCUUCUCCUGAUGAACCCGAGGCAGAGGUUUAUAACAUUGCAUUCCCCAAUUUGAUCCAUGAGAUAUCAAUGCGCAACCAAGUGCUCCACCUCGACCCUCCUUUGCAAUUUGCAAGGGCAAGCUGGUUUGCGCACUUCCAUCAGUGGCUAGGCGUCAUUUGCAACCUCGAGAAGAUCAAGUCCUCCCGUUACCAGAUCUCAAUUGACGUGGAGAAGCCUCAACCUUCAGAAACUCACUUCGUGGAACUCCCACAAUACUGCACUGAUGAAUUGACGGAAGUUUACAAUGCCGUGGAGUCUAGGCUACAAGAAAUAUCUGAGUACGUGGAUAAAUGGCUGCAAUUCCAGUCCCUUUGGGAUCUCCAAUCUGCGCAGGUAUAUGAUAUUCUGGGAGAUGAUCUCUCUCAGUGGCUGCAGCUCCUUCAGGAAAUCCGAAAGAGCCGUGCGACUUUCGAUACCUCCGAAGUUGCUCGAUCUUUUGGAAACAUCAAGAUCGAUUAUGAGCAAGUCCAGACCCGCGUCAACGCGAAGUACGAUCAGUGGCAGCAUGAAAUCCUCCUCAAGUUCGGUUCCAAGCUUGGUGGUCGGAUGAGGGAAGUCCAUUCCGAAAUUGCUGCUGCACGAAGAGAUCUGGAGGGCCAGACUCUCGAGGCAUCCUCCACCGCGCAUGCGGUUUCCUUCAUCACCAUUGUCCAGCAAUGUAGACGUAAGGCGAAGGUCUGGGAACCUGAGGUUGAUCUUUUCAAGCAAGGUCAGACCACUCUUGCCCGCCAACGUUAUCAAUUCCCAAGCGACUGGCUUCACGUUGAGAAUGUCGAUGGCGAGUGGGCGGCUCUGAAUGAGCUUCUUGCACGCAAGAGUAAGAUUGUCCAGGAUCAAACAGAGGGUCUGCGCGCCAAGAUCAUCGCCGAAGACAAGGUGAUUGGCGAUAAGAUCACCGAAGCUAUCGCGCAGUGGAACGAUGAGAAACCAGUCUCAGGAACAAUACCUCCCGAGGAAGCGUCUCGGACCCUUAGCUCGUUCCAAUCACGCUUGGAGGGGCUUCAGUCUGAAUUCGAGAUGGUGUCGAAGGCCAAGGAGGCCCUUGAUAUUCCGGCUAGUGCAGAAUCCGCACUGCCGGCUAUAUUGGAAGAAGUCCAGGAUUUCAUGUCUGUCUGGGCAGCCCUAUCAACGAUAUGGAAGAGUCUGAACGAACUUCGAGACAUGCUCUGGACCAGUGUCCAGCCAAGGAAACUUCGUCAAUCCCUCGAUGGCUUGAUCAAGAUGACGAAAGAAAUGCCCAGCAGGAUGCGUCAGUAUGCCGCGUUCGAGCAUAUCCAAAACGUUUUGCGACAACUCUUAAAGGUCAACCCCUUGCUCUCUGACAUGAAAUCGGAAGCGGUAAAAGAGAGACACUGGCAGAAGAUCUUCAAAGCUCUGAGACCAGGUAAGAGAUUCUCUCCGGUGUCGCUGACGCUUGGAGAUGUCUGGGAUCUGCAGCUUGUGUCGAGUGAGACAGUCAUCCGUGAUAUCAUCGCCCAGGCUCAGGGUGAGAUGGCCCUGGAAGAGUUCUUGAAGCAAGUUCGUGAAACCUGGCAGAACUAUUCCCUGGACCUUGUCAACUACCAGAAUAAGUGCCGUCUUAUCCGCGGCUUCGAUGAUCUAUUCGCGAAGUGCAGUGAAAACCUGAACUCUCUUCAGGCAAUGAGACACUCGCCUUACUACAAAGAGUUCGAGGAAGAGGCUACUGCUUGGGAAGACAAGUUGAACAGAGUUCACGUUCUCUUCGAUGUCUGGAUCGACGUCCAGCGACAAUGGGUGUAUCUCGAAGGUGUCUUCACGGGUAACGCUGAUAUCAAGCAUCUCCUUCCUCUGGAAUCCGGUCGUUUCCAGAACAUUAACUCUGAAUUCUUUGCUGUCAUGAAGAAGGUCUACAAGUCUCCAUUCGUCUUAGAUGUCCUCGCUAUCAAUGGUGUUCAGAAGUCUUUGGAGAGACUGGCAGAGCUGCUGAACAAGAUUCAAAAGGCUCUUGGUGAAUAUCUAGAGCGAGAACGUGUCUCUUUCCCUCGCUUCUAUUUCGUCGGAGACGAGGACCUGCUUGAGAUUAUUGGUAAUAGCAAUGAUACACUUCGCGUGGCCAAGCAUUUCAAGAAGAUGUUUGCUGGGUUGUCAGGUCUCCUGAUGGACGAUGAUAACAACAUCGUUGGCUUCACCUCGAAGGAAGGCGAAGAAGUUAGACUGAAGAAGGAAGUCAACCUUGUCAAGACGCCUAGGAUCAACGAUUGGCUUACUGCUCUUGACAACAAUAUGAAGUUGACCUUGGCCGAGCUGCUUUCAGAAGCAGUUGAACAAUUCGAGUCGAUUUACAAUGCGGCGGAGAUCGAUCGAACUGCGUUCAGUGACUACCUUGCGAACUAUCCUGCGCAGAUCGUGGUUCUUGCUAGUCAAGCCGUCUGGACAGACUCGGUACAAAAGGCCUUGGAGAACGAAGGCACCGGUCUUCAGGCAUUGUAUGACGCAGAGGUCAGGGUUCUAGAAUUACUUGCGGCCAUCGUUCUUGGAGAGCUCGAUCAGAUCACCAGGAAGAAGUGCGAACACAUGAUAACGGAGUUCGUUCACCAACGAGAUGCCAUCUCGAAGCUGAUAAAGUUCAACGCUACUAGCCCUACUCACUACUUGUGGUUGCUUCAGAUGCGCUAUGUGUACAAGAAUGAGGGUGACUUCUUGCAACGGUUGCAUGUACAUAUGGCAAACGCCAAGCUGGACUACGGAUUCGAGUAUCUAGGUGUCCCUGAACGCCUUGUCCGGACUCCUCUGACUGACCGCUGUUUCCUUACUCUUACUCAAGCUCUCUGCCAGAGACUGGGUGGUUCUCCUUACGGCCCAGCAGGUACUGGAAAGACAGAAUCCGUCAAAGCUUUGGGUCUACAACUUGGUCGUUUCACCCUUGUCUUCUGCUGUGAUGACACUUUCGACUUCCAGGCCAUGGGUCGUAUCUUCCUUGGUAUUUGCCAGGUCGGAGCCUGGGGCUGUUUCGAUGAGUUCAACCGUCUGGAAGAGAGAAUUUUGUCGGCUGUCUCACAGCAAAUCCAGAAUAUCCAGAUUGGACUGAAGAAGGGAAGCGAUGACGAGAAAGCCCAAAUUGAAUUAGUCGGUCGACGCCUGCGAGUCAACCCAAACACCGGUAUUUUCAUUACGAUGAAUCCCGGAUACGCGGGACGAUCCAAUCUGCCUGAUAACCUCAAGAAGCUCUUCCGAAGUGUGGCCAUGUCCAAGCCUGACAAAGAGCUUAUUGCUGAGGUCAUGCUCUUUUCUCAAGGUUUCAAGCAAGCAAAGCCGUUGUCCAAGCAGACCGUUCCUUUCUUCGAUCAUUGUUCUUUACAGUUGACGAAACAAGCCCAUUAUGACUUCGGUCUGCGAGCGCUAAAGAGUGUCCUCGUCAGUUCCGGUGGCCUGAAACGUGCUCGUCUCGCUAAUUCUAAUGGCGAACUUGGGCCCGAUGAGGUGAUCGAACCACAGAUCAUUGUCCAAAGUAUACGGGAGACAAUCGCACCAAAAUUGAUUCGCGAGGACGUGGAUACGAUGUUGAACAUCCAGAUGGAAGACUUUCCCGGUGUGGAGUAUGUGCCGGCCAACUACGAGAAGCUCAAGCAGGCUAUCCGAGAUAUCGCUCGAGAGCAUCACUAUGUCGACAGCGACACGUGGAUUACUAAGGUGCUUCAGCUCUACCAAAUUCAGAGUAUCCACCACGGUGUCAUGAUGGUCGGCGGGUCUGGAACAGGCAAAUCUGCUGCCUGGAAAGUCCUCCUUCAGGCACUCCAGCGCGUGGAAAGCGUUGAAGGUGUGUGCCAUGUUAUCGACUCUAAAGUGAUGUCUAAAGAAGCACUUUACGGUAACCUGGAUAGCACGACCAGAGAAUGGACGGAUGGUCUAUUCACGGGAAUACUGAGAAAGAUCGUUGAUAAUUUGCGAGGUGAAGACUCUAAGCGACACUGGAUCGUCUUCGACGGAGACGUCGACCCGGAAUGGGUUGAAAAUCUGAACAGUGUGCUCGAUGACAAUAAAUUAUUGACACUGCCUAACGGUGAGCGUCUGAACUUGCCUCCCAACGUCCGGGUCAUGUUUGAGGUCGAGACUUUGAAAUAUGCUACUUUGGCAACUGUCAGUCGUUGCGGUAUGGUUUGGUUCAACGAUGAUACCGUUACCCCGUCGAUGAUGGUCACGAACUACAUCGAGUCCCUCAAGACCAAGACGUUUGAGGACUUGGAUGAUGAUAGCGUUCCUUCCGGACAGGCGUCCGUUAAGACCCAAGAUGCGCAGGAGAUGCUCUCCAACUUCCUCAAACAACUCCUCCAGAGCGAUGAUCUUAUUCUGAAAGUCCUGGAGGAGGCGAAGAAGUAUAAUCAUAUCAUGACAUUUACCGACAUCAGGGCUCUUAAUACCUUGUUCAGCUUGCUGAACAAGGCCUGUCGGAAUAUACUCGAGUAUAACAUUCAGCACGUGGACUUCCCGCUUGACCCUGAACAGAUCGAGUCUUACGUUUCCAAGAAGCUUCUCCUUGCGCUUGUGUGGUCUUUGACUGGUGACUGUCCUUUGGGUGACCGGAAAGCUUUUGGGGAAUACGUGACGGCCUUCUCAACUAUCGAUCCGCCGCCGCUUGGAGAAGUCUCUUCCCUCAUCGACUACGAUGUCACGCUGCCAAAGGCUGAGUGGACUACCUGGCAAUCCCAGGUUCCCUCCGUCGAGAUUAACACGCACUCUAUCACUCAAACGGAUGUUAUCAUCCCAACUCUGGACACAGUCCGCCAUGAGGACGUUCUCUACUCGUGGCUUGCUGAACACAAGCCAUUGUUGCUCUGCGGUCCUCCUGGUUCGGGUAAGACCAUGACUCUCUUCGCCGCGCUCCGAAAGCUGCCAAAUAUGGAAGUUGUCGGUCUCAACUUCUCAAGUGCUACUACACCAGACCUUCUUAUCAAGACUUUCGAGCAAUACUGUGAAUACAGGAAGACACUGAAUGGCGUUGUCAUGUCACCUAAUCAGAUAGGACGCUGGUUGGUGAUAUUCUGCGAUGAAAUCAACUUGCCCGCACCCGAUCGCUAUGGUACCCAACGUGCGAUCUCCUUCCUGAGACAACUGGUCGAGCACAAUGGCUUCUGGAGAACGUCGGACAAGACCUGGGUCACCUUAGACCGUAUCCAGUUCGUUGGAGCCUGUAACCCACCAACUGAUGCUGGACGUACGCCGCUGGGUGAAAGAUUCCUGCGCCAUGCGCCCCUGAUCAUGGUCGAUUACCCCGGAGAAAUCUCUCUUACGCAGAUCUAUGGUACCUUCAACUCGGCGAUUCUUAAAAUCAUUCCUAUGCUGCGUGGCUAUUCAGACUCUCUCACCAAAGCUAUGGUGCAAUUCUAUCUGGAGUCCCAAUCUCGAUUCACUCCGAAGAUCCAACCUCACUACGUGUACUCUCCCCGUGAGCUUACAAGAUGGGUCAGGGGUGUGUACGAAGCGAUCAAGCCACUGGAAAAUCUCUCUGUCGAAGGGCUGGUCAGGAUCUGGGCCCACGAAGCUCUACGCCUUUUCCAAGAUCGUCUUGUCGCUGAGGACGAACGCAAGUGGACUGAAGAUGCCGUGAGACGUAUCGCACUCGACAACUUCCCAACCAUAGAUGAGGAGCAAGCUUUGAAGGGACCAAUCCUAUUCUCGAACUGGUUGUCCAAGAACUACGUUCCAGUAGAGCAGGAGCAACUCCGUGACUUUGUCAAGGCCCGUUUGAAGACCUUCUGUGAAGAAGAAGUCGAUGUUCCUUUGGUCCUCUUCAAUGACGUGCUGGAGCACGCGCUACGUAUCGAUCGUGUGUUCAGGCAACCUCAGGGUCACCUUAUCCUUAUUGGAGUGAGUGGAAGUGGAAAGACAACCUUGUCCCGAUUUGUCGCCUGGAUGAAUGGCUUGAAAGUGUUCCAAAUCAAGGUCCAUGGCAAAUAUUCUGCAGAGGACUUCGAUGAAGACUUGAGAAGCGUCCUUCGUCGUGCAGGAUGUAAGGGCGAAAAGAUUUGCUUCAUCAUGGACGAAUCCAAUGUUCUUGAUUCGGGUUUCCUGGAGAGGAUGAACACGCUGCUUGCCAAUGCCGAAGUCCCUGGUCUUUUCGAAGGUGAUGAGUUUGCUUCGCUCAUGACGGCUUGCAAGGAAGGUGCCCAGAAGCAAGGUCUGUUGCUUGACUCACAGGAAGAGCUGUACAAAUGGUUCACUCAGCAGAUCGUUAAAAACCUGCACGUUGUCUUCACGAUGAAUCCUCCAGAGGAUGGCCUGGGCUCCAAGGCUGCAACCAGUCCUGCGCUGUUCAACAGAUGCGUCCUCAACUGGUUUGGCGACUGGUCCGAUCAAGCGCUCUACCAAGUGGGCACAGAGCUUACACAGUCUGUUGACCUGGACAAGCCUAAUUUCACUGCACCUGACAGCAUACCGGUUGCUUACCGAGAUCUCAACCUGCCUGCAUCUCACAGAGAGACUGUUGUCAACUCCAUGGUUUACAUCCACUACUCUCUGCAGAGAUUCAACAAGCGUCUGCAGAAACAACAGGGCAGGGUUACCUUCCUUACUCCACGCCACUACCUGGAUUUCGUUGCUCAAUAUGUCAAGCUGUUCAAUGAAAAGCGCGAGGAUCUGGAAGAGCAGCAGAGGCAUUUGAACGUCGGUCUGGAGAAGUUAAGAGACACUGUCGACAAAGUACGAGACCUGCGUGCUAGUCUGGCUCAAAAGAAGGAGCAGCUGGAGAAGAAGGAUGCCGAAGCAAAUGAGAAAUUGCAACGCAUGGUUGCGGAUCAACGAGAGGCCGAACAACGUAAAUCAGCCUCUCUUGAGAUUCAAGCGGCACUUGAGAAGCAGGAGCAGGAGGUCGCGCUCCGGAAAGAGGUCGUAUUGAACGACCUGGCCAGAGCAGAGCCUGCGGUGCUCGAAGCCCAGAAGAGCGUUAGCAACAUCAAACGACAGCAUCUCACUGAAGUCCGUUCCAUGGGUAACCCUCCUGCCGGUGUCAGACUGGCAUUGGAGGCUGUCUGCACUCUGCUUGGUCAUAAGGUGGAUAGCUGGAAAACUAUUCAAGGAAUUGUUCGCAAGGACGAUUUCAUCGCUAGCAUUGUGAAUUACGACAAUGAGCGACAGAUGACUCGCAGCCACAGAAUCAAGAUGCAGAAUGAGUACCUCUCGAAGGAGGAGUUCACUUAUGAGCGGGUGAACCGUGCCAGUAAGGCUUGCGGUCCUCUCGUGCAGUGGGUGGAAGCUCAGGUCAACUACUCUGAUAUUCUUGACCGCGUCGGACCUCUUCGUGAGGAAGUCAACCAGCUUGAGGAGCAGGCUCUCCAGACCAAGGCGGAAGCUCAGGCCAUCGAGAACACUAUCCAGGACCUUGAGAACAGCAUCGCAACUUACAAGACUGAAUAUGCGGCGCUUAUCAGCGAGACUCAAGCCAUCAAGGCGGAGAUGUCUCGGGUCCAAUUUAAGGUCGACAGGAGUGUACGCUUGCUUGACAGCCUGUCGUCUGAGAGAACUCGUUGGGAAGAGGGAAGUAGAUCUUUCGAGACUCAAAUCAACACUCUGGUUGGAGACGUUCUUAUCGCAGCAGCUUUCCUCGCGUAUGGUGGUCUCUACGAUCAGCAGUUCCGAAAGGCAAUGAUCGAUGACUGGGUUCACCAGCUGGCGCAGUCUGGCAUCAGUUUCAAGCCUCAUAACCCGAUCACCGAGUAUCUUUCGAAUGCCGAUGAACGCUUGACCUGGCAAGAUCACUCUCUGCCGGUCGAUGAUCUCUGUACCGAAAAUGCCAUUAUACUCAAGCGUUUCAACCGCUAUCCUCUCAUCAUUGAUCCUUCUGGUCGUAUCACGGAGUUCCUGCAAAAGGAAAGCAAAGAGAGGAAGCUCACAGUCACAAGCUUCUUGGAUGAUUCCUUCGUUAAGCAGCUUGAGAGUGCGCUCCGGUUUGGAAAUCCGAUCCUUAUCCAAGACGCUGAGCACCUCGAUCCAAUUCUCAACCAUGUCUUGAACAAGGAGUACCAGAAGACCGGAGGCCGUGUCCUCAUCCAGCUUGGAAAGCAGGAGAUUGACUUUUCCCCAUCGUUCAGGCUGUUCUUGUCUACAAGGGACCCGUCUGCUUCUUUCCCUCCUGACGUGUGCAGCAGGACUACCUUUGUCAACUUUACCGUUACCCAGAGCAGUUUGCAGACACAGUCUCUGAAUGAGGUCUUGAAGGUCGAGCGUCCCGAUGUCGAUGAGCGGCGAACCAACCUUAUCAAGAUGCAGGGCGAAUUCAAGAUCCAUCUUCGCCAGCUUGAGAAGCGCUUGCUGCAGGCGCUGAAUGAAUCCCGCGGCAAUAUCCUUGAUGACGAUAAUGUCAUUGAAACUCUGGAGACUCUGAAGAAAGAAGCUGCAGAGAUCUCCAAGAAGAUGGUCGAAACGGAAGGCGUGAUGACAGAGGUUGAGAAUAUUACACAGCAGUACCAGAUCAUCGCAAAGUCCUGCAGUGCAGUAUUCGCCGUACUGGAGCAGCUCCACCACAUCAACUAUUUCUAUCAAUUCUCUCUUCAGUAUUUCGUGGACAUCUUCAACUCCGUCCUUCACGGCAACACACGCCUUGCUCAAGAGAAAGAUCAUACCGCUCGUGUCCAGAUUAUUCUACGUGAUCUGUUCAUCACUGCCUACCAGCGUACCUCUCUUGGGCUUCUACAGAAAGACCGCAUUAGUCUGGCCAUGCUCCUUUCCCAGGCUGCUCCUUAUCCCAUGGACAAGAGUAUCAUCGAUCGGAUCCUAGACGAAAGCGUGGAAGGUGUCGACUUGUCCACAGACAGUGAUCUUCGAGACCAAGUUCUGAACAAAGUUUCAAACAUGUCUCUAUUUAAAGCACACGUUGAGAAUAUCACUCCGGAACAGUGGGAUAAAUUCUUCACUGAGGAACUUGCGGAGAACUUUGUCCCGCCCGUGUGGGCAGAGAACACCGACGAGCUCAACAAAGAGCUUCUCUCGCUUCUGCUUGUGAAACUCUGUCGACUGGACCGUUUCGUCCCAACAGCGGAACGUUUCAUAGCCGCCGUCUUUGGUCGCGAAUUCUUUGAAGGGAACAGUGACCUCAAGGAGGUGGUCGAGCAAGUCACCGCCACGGCACCUAUUGCUCUCAGUUCGAGCCCUGGCUUUGAUGCCAGUUACAAGGUUGAGGGUCUUGUUGAACGUGUGCAAGCCACCUGCGCAAACAUUGCCAUGGGUUCGAACGAGGGUCUUGAGAGCGCCGACAAAGCCAUCAGCAACGCAGCAGCAGCCGGUACAUGGGUACUUGUCAAGAACGUCCACCUCGCACCGUCAUGGCUUCAAAGCCUUGAGAAGCGUUUGGACUCGCUCAAGCCUCAUAAGGACUUCCGACUCUUCCUUUCUAUGGAGUCCAGCCCGAAGAUUCCGGUCAACCUGAUCCGGGCCUCGCGCGUGCUGAUGUACGAGCAGCCUGCCGGUAUCCGAGCCAACAUGAGAGAUUCGCUUUCGUCCCUGUCGCUGCGGGCCAGCAAGCCUCCGGUGGAAAAGGCACGUGUGUAUCUCCUGCUUUGUUUCUUGCACGCUGUGGUCCAGGAGCGGCUACGCUACGCACCGAGUCUGGGAUGGAAGGGCCUCUGGGAGUUCAAUGACAGUGAUUAUGAAUGCUCUGCAUUCAUUAUCGAUGCCUGGGUUGAUUCCGUCGCUCAAGGACGUUCCAAUGUUGCGCCUCAGAAGCUUCCCUGGGAUCUUAUUCGCACCCUUGUGACCGAGACUUACGGCGGUAAGAUCGAUGAUGCCGGCGACUUCAGCCAGUUGGAGUCCCUGGUUAACAAUUUCCUCACUGCGGCCGCCUUCGAGGACGACUACAAGCUCGUAUCGGGUGUUGAGAAUGAUGAGAGCCUAACGCUCCCGGGAGGUACUAGCAUCCGUGAAUUCACGGAAUGGGUCAACCGACUGCCUGAGCGUGAGCCGCCUACGUACCUGGGGCUGCCAGCCAACGCGGAGAAGCUGCUUCUGGUCAGCCAUGGCAAGAAGAUGGUGUCGAAUCUGGCCAAGGUGACGAAACUGUUGGAUGAGGGAGAACAGCUGAUGGUAGACGCAUGA
Paecilomyces variotii is the source of this 13041-nucleotide messenger RNA. Its product is annotated as dynein heavy chain. Bases 1 to 13041 code for a protein of 4346 amino acids. The transcript has 3 exons. Lineage: Eukaryota; Fungi; Ascomycota; Eurotiomycetes; Eurotiales; Thermoascaceae. Gene Ontology annotation, biological process: microtubule-based movement. The record is from RefSeq and is a predicted model, not a curated record. Gene Ontology annotation, molecular function: ATP binding; dynein light intermediate chain binding; ATP hydrolysis activity. Gene Ontology annotation, cellular component: dynein complex.